Molecule: messenger RNA, 7198 nt
Organism: Gadus morhua (Atlantic cod)
Lineage: Eukaryota; Metazoa; Chordata; Actinopteri; Gadiformes; Gadidae
Gene: siah2l
Product: seven in absentia homolog 2 (Drosophila)-like
Exons: 4
Coding region: 3379-4425 (348 amino acids)
Biological process (GO): multicellular organism development; proteasome-mediated ubiquitin-dependent protein catabolic process
Cellular component (GO): cytoplasm
Molecular function (GO): ubiquitin protein ligase activity; ubiquitin conjugating enzyme binding; zinc ion binding
Source: RefSeq, a predicted model, not a curated record
CAGCCAGCUGGCUUCAUCCGUCACCCAGCGGGGCGAUGAACGGUACGGAGAACAUGCUGAGUGCCUACCCAAGUAAACUUUUGGCUAACUAGCUUGAAAUAAAGCUAAUGCUAAUGAGCUAGCAGGCGCUGACAGGUGGGUGUGUUUUCCAGCCCUGCGCUAGGAUCCACAUCACAAACAUAAACACGCGAGGACGUUUCAUGCUUUUCCAGCCCUAUUUAUUUCUGUACCAUGUCUGAUUCAAAUAGUAGAACAAGAGCCAUGAAACCAUUGAUUAAUCAGACUGGUAACAUGCUGUUAUUUACUCAGUUAGGUGACUUGCAGAAUGUCGAGAACGCAACGAAUAUGAAGAGCAGCAGAUGAUCUGAAACAUAUUUAUUAGUGUGUGUUUUGGUUUGAGACACAGCAGAAAACACACACACACACACACACACACACACACACACACACACACACACACACACACACACACACACACACACACACACACACACCCCCCGCAAGUGUACGGUUUUCCUCUAUCCUGCAAGUUGCAAAAGAUGUGGCGAAGAAGAUAACGUUUUCAUUUGUACUAUGAAACUAGUGUUUCAUGGCAUUGUGUAAACACCAAACUUCGUACAAAUGUAAUAAAGCACUAGUAUGCACAACUCUAUAAUCCAAAUUAUCCCUCUGUUGGGUUCCUAUAGUAUCUAGAUUGAGUGGGGGUAGACGGUGUGGGAAAUCUUCCUCAAUUGGCAGAUAAUAGAACCUGACGUUAUAAGGUGGAGGGUAUUGAUGAUGUGUACAACAGUUAUGUGUCCUGAGGGGAUUAUCUGUAGUUGGAUGUUACAAAUUGAUGGCUCAUUUGCUUUAUCAAGUAAAAAAGUAAGUAAAAUGUAAAACAGUUUUCACUGACCAAAGUGCUGUACAUAGUGCAUUCAGCAGGUAAAGAUUAAGGCAAAAUAACAAUAGAAUAAAAUACAACUAAAAGACAUGAAACCGGACAUCCACACACAACAAAGGCAAUAGUACAGAGGUCAGACAAGGCUUGGUUGGUUCCAUUGCUUGAAUUUGCCAAGGCCAUUUAUUGAAAGCCAUCAACGUUCAUUCCAAAGUCUGUUGUCAUGUGUAAUACAUCACUGGCCUAUAAUAACUUUAUGCGUGUGUGUCAGUGUGUGUGGUUAUAGUAUACUGCGUUUAUCUAAUGUCAAUAAACCUAUAUCUUUCACUUGGAAGUUAUAACGAUUAAGCAAUUAAGGUGAUUAUUAUUUGUGGUAUGUUCAGGUUAUGGGUCUUAAUUACUUGCAAUAGUUUGCAGAAUAACACAAUUAUGAAAAAUUGUUCUUAAACAUAUGGAUUGAGAGAAGAAGCCUUGUCAUCUCAUCACGUUCACUCGCUGUCUCAGCUACGCCUCCGUCUUAUUGUUCUUCUGUUCACUCGCUGUCUCUCCUGUCUCAGCUACUUCUCAAGUUCACUGGAAACUGAAUACACGUGUGUGUGUGUGUGUGUGUGUGUGUGUGUGUGUGUGUGUGUGUGUGUGUGUGUGUGUGUGUGUGUGUGUGUGUGUGUGUUGUGUGUGUGUGUGUGUGUGUGUUGGGGGAUACAGAUGAAAAGAUCAUGUCUCUAUAACUCUGUACACAUAGUACCCCCCCCUAACCAAGUUAGGGGCACACAGUCAUGUGUGCAUUGUUUGGCUCAAUGGCCCAAUCCCAAAGUGAGCCCUGAGGACUAAGGACUCAGUCUUUAUUGAUCUCAGGUGCUAAGUGAGUGAGUGUGUGAGGCCAGAUAGGUAAUAUGGGAUUGGGACAGCACUUCACGAGAGCACAUGUUACCGUGGCCACAUUUAACGUCAACAAAUAUGUUGACACUGCCGGUUUGAGAAUUCUCAUUUUACGUUUUUUUUUCUUUUGUAAAUGCAAUGAAAACAAUCGGCUACAGCAUUUUAUUGAUAUUAGAAAAUAUUUUUUACUUUUGAAUACUUCAGUAUAAAGGAUGUAUUGAAUAAUUUAGGUGAUGAUUGGCCUACACAUACUAAUCAUAAGUCAGAAUGGGGUACAUUUGGCUGAAUUAUGAAAGGUAGGGCUGGGCGAUAUAGCGGUUUUAUAAUUAUAACGGUAUAGUUUUGAAAGCGAUAUGUAGUUGAGACAAAUAAUAUCGCCAUACCGGUAUAUUAUUUUGAUGUUGCCUUGCGAGCGCUAUUUUAUAAAGCUGACCGCUGCUCUCUGAGCCUACAAUCCAUGUUCAGCUGCUCAAUCCCGCCCCUAGCGUUCUCCCACCCACGGACGUUUCGCAUCACAACAAAACGUUUCUCGUGAGCACGAGAAAGUAUCUGGUGCGCACGAGAAAGUAUCUGGUGCGCACGAGAAAGUGUGUGUGUGUGUGUGGUGUCAGCGUGUGAGUGCAGUGGACGAGCGAGCGGUAGCGUGCAUGUAAGUUUAGUGAAGUAAUGAUCGAGUCCGGUUGUGUGUAAAAGAAUAAAGCACCCGGCAAGAAUUGGUGGCCACUUCAUUCCGACCUAUAAGCAGACCCACUGCCGGUCAAAGUGAAGGGUGUGUUGCCCCUGAGAGAUCGGCCCUGGAGGGAACGUGUCUGGGAGCCUCAGUCUUGUGGUUUCUCUUUAUUUUUUGUAUAUUCUCAAUUAACCAGGCCUUUCUUGUGGACUGGGACUCAAGCGAGGGAUGUGCAGUACUGGUGUCGGAUUACAAUCCUCCCUCUGGCAUUAUUGGUGUUUUGCCAUAUCAAUUUUAGCAUGGUGGAGUAUGAGGUGACACUCACUCACUCUGUAAAGCCAUUUGCACGACUCCUAAAAGCACUAUAUAUAAAUGCAAUGAAUUAUUAUAAAAUGAAUUAAAUUGUAUUGGUUCAGCCCUUUUUUAAGCACAUACACUGUCCCCCUAAAGGCAGUUUAUCCUCUACUAGCAACUAAUAAGCAAAUGUAUUUAUCAUAAGACAGCGUAUGGACCUUUCUGUGCAGAGAGGAAUCUAUGCUGGAAGCAUGAUGGUAGUGUCCACAAUAACAGCUGUGUGUGUGUGUGUGUGUGUGUGUGUGUGUGUGUGUGUGUGUGUGUGUGUGUGUGUGUGUGUGUGUGUGUGUGUGUGUGUGUGUGUGUGUGUGUGUGUGUGUGUGUGUGUGUGUGUGUGUGUGUGUGUGUAGUGUUUCUGUAUGUGUUUUCAAAUAGGUAAGAAUGGACCGUCAGCAGAUGUUUGAGGGGGUUACCUUGAAGCUACUGUAUGAUCCAUCUGACACACACACACACACACACACACACACACACACACACACAUAUAUAAACGCACACACAUGACCAUACACACACUCUCUCAUUGUCUUAUCCUGGUUAGGCGUUCGCGGCAUCACAUUGUUAUGGUGUGUAUGUGCACACACAGUGUUGCAGCAGUAUGUGUGCGUGGUGGUUGGCUGGUGAGGGAAUGUUUUUCUGCCUGGACCGCCUGAUGCUCGCUCUGUCAGAGCUCAGGGAGGGAGGGGGAGAGAGAGUGCGGGAGGCAGAGAGAGAGAGAGAGAGAAGGAGAAGGAGGCAUAGAGAGGGAGGGGUGUUCAUGCAGGGAUUCACUGCUCAGAGCGACAGAACGGCAGACAGACGAGGAGAGCAGCACAGCGCCAAGAGACAGUGUGUAUCUGUAUGUAUUUAUGCGUGCCAGUGUGUCUUUGAGAAGCACUCCCCCAUGCUGUGCCCGGCGUCUUGCCUGCCCCUCCUGAGGGAGCUGGCUCAGUGGCGCUGCCUGCUGGGCUGGCACCGCCACCGAGGGGUGGGGUCCCCCACCACCGCAGUGGGCGCCGCUAGUGCAGGACCACAGCAGCAGGGGUCAGAGGGCGGGCUUGGGGGCGGAGCCUCUCGGCCGAUCUGCCACACCAAACCCCAGCCUGGCAACCAGUACUCGUCGGCGGGCUGCGGGCUGUCCCUCCACCACAGUGAGAAACCGGAGCACGAGGAGGUGUGUGAGUUCCGGCCCUACACCUGCCCGUGCCCGGGGGCCACCUGCAAGUGGCACGGCUCCCUGGAGGCCGUCAUGCCCCACCUGAUGCACACGCACAAGUCCAUUACCACCCUGCAGGGCGAGGACAUCGUGUUCCUGGCCACGGACAUCAACCUUCCGGGCGCCGUGGACUGGGUGAUGAUGCAGUCGUGCUUCAGCCACCACUUCAUGCUGGUGCUGGAGAAGCAGGAGAAGUACGAGGGCCACCAGCAGUUCUUCGCCGUGGUGCUGCUCAUCGGCACGCGCAAGCAGGCCGAGAACUUCGCCUACCGCCUGGAGCUCAACGGCAACCGGCGCCGGCUCACGUGGGAGGCCACGCCGCGCUCCAUCCACGACGGCGUGGCCGCCGCCAUCCUCAACAGCGACUGCCUGGUCUUUGACACGUCCAUUGCGCACCUCUUCGCCGACAACGGCAACCUGGGCAUCAACGUCACCAUCUCCAUGUGCUGACGGAAGCCCCCCCCGGGGGGGGUUUGGGGAGGGGGGGGGGAACCGCUACGACGGAGACUGAGUUGACAGUCGGUCGUGUGGGACGUCGGAACGCGCACCCCCAGGCUGCGGCCGGGAUCGGUCGAUAACGGGGAAUGUUUGAAUGAUUGAUUGCGACCUCCCCAGGUCUGAGCACUGGGGGCUUACUGGUCGUAUCCUGUGUGCGUGUGCGCGUGUGUGUAUUAUGGUUGUGUGUGUGUGUGAGGGAGCUUUGUUUGCGUACUUCUGUUAGUUUUUGUGGAUUCGACUGCAUGGUGCAUGGCGAAGGUGUUUUCGUGAGACUAGCGCUCUUGCUCUGUACGGACCACCGUCGGUUUACGAGGCAAUACCCAUUUUAUUAGCAGCGUUUUGAUUUGUCUCCGUCCACACCGACUGUCCUCUUGAAAGCCAGUUAAUCCCUGGUGUUUAAUCUGAGAUUAAAAACCGGGAAAAAUGGAGGACAGCGCGCACAUUCCAGGGUUCCCUUCUGUGCUCUGCCAAGCAUCUGCCUUACUUUUAUACUGCGGACUCCUCUGGUCAUCUCCAACCUCUCUGGUAACCUCCAGAUCUCUGGUCACCUCACCUCCCACCCCUCUGGCCAGCUCCAACCCCAGUCAACUACACCCCUCUGGUCACCUCACCUCCACCCCCUCUGGCCACAUCCAGACAUUCUGGUCACCUCCACCCCCUCUGGUCACCUCCACCCCCUCUGGUCACCUCCACCCCCUCUGGUCGACUCCCUCCCCUCUGGUCGACUCCCACCCCUCUCUUGUCACCUCCACUCCCCCUGGUCACCUCCCAACCCCCUCUGGUCACCUCCCAACCCCCUCUGGUCACCUCCCAACCCCCUCUGGUCACCUCCCACCCCUUCUGGUUGUUCUGUUGCUUUUCUUAUUGUAGCAUUGUUUUUGUUUAGAUUUUUCCUUUGCUUAAACCGGCCCAGGGAAUAAUCCUAGAUGGAAAUGCAUCGAUGUGUUGGUAAUGAAAGCGAUUCUAUUUUCUUCGUAAGAGCUGAGAUGCAACUGGAUGGACGAGAUAUUUUUUUUCUGAACUGAGUUCCACAAACACACGGGAGCACUCCAUGACCCGCUCGCCCCGGCUGACCCCAACGACGGCCCACUGAACUCAGUGUAGCGUUGGCCCGGCGAGAGUGGCCCUCUCCCCUGAUCCAUACCUCUGACUUCACGUCUGUAACCCUGCUCGUCCUUUAGGGGGCGCCACUGGGGUCAAACGAAACCUUUCUGUCUACUGAUGAACACAAACACCUCAGUAUCUUCUCCUGUUUCAUACGCAGCAUUGCAGGGGGGUAUAUAGAACAGGCAAUGGACUGUAAGUUAACAAAUACUAUCAAAAUGUAACACACUUGAUUGAUCAUUACUGACGUUAAUCCGGAUGGGGGGGGGGGGGGGGUAUAGAAACAACCCACCACACACCCACACACACGCAUGUAGACACACAUGAACAUCUGUACACACGGCGAGGUAACCUUGUGAAAGACAUGCCGACCCCAGCUGUCGCGAUCCAGGAAAUGUUUCUAAUAUUGUACAGGAUUUACGGUAAUGAUGGUAUAUUUUUUUGAAGAGACAAAAAAAAAAUACAUAUUACGUGUUGUUCAGAUUUUUUAUGUAUUAACAGGUUAUCAGGUUGUACAGAGAGUGAGAAGCUAUUUUCUAAGCUGAUGUUGAUAUGUUCUUAAAUAUGUUGUACUCUGUCUUCCUUGGCGAUAUUAAGCGAACCGUCAGACUCCUUCAUGUUGGCUCAUUGUUCCGAACGCAGCGACCCAAUGGUCACUGCAGACGUGUGCGUAACACAAUGUGUGUGAAAGAAGUGUUAAAACAAGGAAAUGUACUGAUUUGUAGUCAAACCUUACAUGUACUUAACCUAAUUCUGUAACUGGGAGUUGAUCCAAGCUGCAAUAAUGAGCGCUGUAAUGGUCUAUUUUAAAUAAUUCUGAAAUACAUCGCCUACAAAUCACGCAGCUCGUCAUUCAUGUUUGUUUCACAUGUUUCUGGACUUUUUAAAACUCCUGACUUUGUUUGCAUCUCCUUGCUGUUUUUAACCGUGUUAAUCAAUCUAUUAUCAACCAGCAACACAUUUAGAGCUGAGUGUACUGGUAACUGCUUUGAAUGUUUAGGUAACAACAGCUUAUCAAUUUGUGCCUGACGGCAAGUAAGAAGAAACAUUAAUGUAUCCGUUGUAGCAAAAAAUAAAUACCCAUGUGUCCUUUAGUUGGGAAUACAUCUGUUGCAAUGAAGAAACAGGGAUGCCGACAAAUGAUGAAGCAUAAUGGAUCCUACGGCGAAGAAUCAACGGGAAUGCCCUGAUUCAACCUUGUAAUCAGUUAUUUAGAUAAGAAAAAGUCAAUUUUGUUUUCUGGACUUAACUUGACAUUCUGAUUGCAGUACAGUUAAUUUAACCUUUUUUAAGGCGGUUUGCUUGCAAUAUCUAAAAGUGUCUAUCUGCGUCAUGUUCAUCAUAAUCUGGUGAAGCUACAUAUAAAGCAUUAAAGUCUGUCUAUGUGUCAUAAACCACUCUAGUUUUACUGACUAUUUUAUUUGUUUUUAAAUCCUGUUUUUCUUUUUCAAACACCUAAUCUCCUAGCUGAUCAUCCAAUGCCCGUAUUUGUUGUGUUUUCGAACAGAAGACUCAUGUUUCCAGUACUAACAAUUAUCAGUUUUCCCACAAGAUGGUAGAUUUGAAUCCUUCUCACAACCGUGACUCCCAUUGAAAGCCUGCAUUGCCAAUAAAGUGUUUU